Brugia pahangi is the source of this 915-nucleotide messenger RNA. Lineage: Eukaryota; Metazoa; Nematoda; Chromadorea; Rhabditida; Onchocercidae. The record is from the annotation of a GenBank genome assembly.
AUGUUUUGGAUAAGGGAAGAAGGACAAUCGGUGACAGAUGAAAAGAACGCCACGAGAGUAACCACUCAACAAGUACUGUCAGAUAAUAACAUCAAAUCUACCGAAGUGUCUGGAGGACGGGUAGAGCAGUAUCCUGUGAUUCCACAUUGGUCAGUGCUUAAGUGGUUACGACAUUUCGACUGCCGUUGUUGUCACUCAGGUUCUGCUUUGUCUAUCUUAGGCAGUUCAUCUCAUGAAAUCUUGUUCAGCUUUGGAGUAGUAUCGUCACAGAAUUCCUCGAAACACCGGAUGAUAAUGACACAAAGAAUACCGGUAAGCGGAAAUCAUACGAUGACUUCCAGACAAAGGAAGAAUAACAAGGUUGUACCACUUGACCCCAAGAUUUGCGAGCGUCAUUUGGAAUUGGAGCCAUUGUGUUGCUCGUCUUCUUGUCUUAUUCGCUGCGGCUGUACAGCCAUUGCUAUCUUCGAAUACAUUUAUGUCCUCGCUACACUUACUGCAAUUAUUCUACGUUUUCACAGCGGUGGACUUUCUCAGUUGUGGCCACCACUCAAAAUAUCCUACAAGUCAGUUGCAACACACACCAUACUGCUCUACAUUAUGUUGGCUUAUGACCUGGUAAUCGUGAUGAUCGCCACUGGUCUUCUUCGUGCGCUGUUAACUUUUGAUAAGCAAAUCGUCCGAAUGCAUUUAUGCUUUGAUUACUUUGCAUUAGCAUUCAACGUGAUCACAUUGGUACUAUUCCUUCCGGCCUUAUUCUUACCAAAUUCUGAAGGUCGCAAUUUCGCUAAUAUAUUACUGACUGUGUGCUUUCUGACUCAAAUACCACUACAGAUAUGGGCCAUAACGGUGUUGCGUUCAUGUCUGGAAUUCUUCGUUUUGGUGCAUGUAUUGGUUGAAUUGGCGGAGAGAUGA